Messenger RNA from Lontra canadensis (Northern American river otter), 760 nucleotides. It is a transcript of the gene SDHD, whose product is annotated as succinate dehydrogenase complex subunit D. Gene Ontology annotation, biological process: mitochondrial electron transport, succinate to ubiquinone; tricarboxylic acid cycle. The coding region runs from base 72 to 551 and encodes 159 amino acids. Lineage: Eukaryota; Metazoa; Chordata; Mammalia; Carnivora; Mustelidae. The record is from RefSeq and is a predicted model, not a curated record. Gene Ontology annotation, cellular component: mitochondrial envelope; membrane. The transcript is spliced from 4 exons. Gene Ontology annotation, molecular function: heme binding; ubiquinone binding.
CGUAGCGGGGUGGGAAGUUGUCGAGGGACUGCUUCCGGGUUGCUGGGUGACCUUGAGGCUUCAGGAGAGCUAUGGCGAGUAUCUGGAGGCUGGGUGUCCUGUGCGGUGCCCAAGGAGGCCGAGCUCUGUUUGUCCGAAUCCCCGUGGUCAGACCUGCUCAGGUCUCAGCAUUUCUUCAGGACCAGCCUGCCCCAGGAUGGUGUAGAACACAGCAUAUUCACCUAUCACCCAACCACUAUUCUGGUUCUAAGGCUGCAUCUCUCCACUGGACUGGUGAGAGGGUUGUCAGUGUUUUGCUCCUGGGCCUAAUUCCAGCUGCUUAUUUGAAUCCUGGCUCUGCGAUGGACUACUCCCUGGCCGCGGCCCUCACUCUCCACAGUCACUGGGGCCUUGGACAAGUGGUUACUGACUACGUUCGAGGGGAUGCUCUGCAGAAAGCUGUCAAGGCAGGCGUUUUGGCACUCUCGGCUUUAACCUUUGCUGGGCUUUGUUCUUUCAACUAUCAUGACGUGGGCAUCUGCAAAGCUGUUGCCAUGCUGUGGAAGCUCUGACCUUUUUGACUUCAUACCUUGAGAAUUGAUUGUACACCUCUUUGCCUCUGCUCUGUCAUGCCAUUCAGCUCACAAUAAGGAGGAAAUAACAGAUAAGUCCAUUGGUGAGACACACCUCUUCUGAUCACCUGGUUAUUUGUAGAAACUAGUCUUUGAUGAAAAGGUUGAAGAGGAAUUGUAUUCAAGAGAUUUGGAGACUGGGUUUCGUG